AUGAUUGAACUCCUCCUUGAGGUUGCUCUCAGCAUUAUUAUCUGCGUAGUGGCCGCGUACUUCUUCUUUCUUAGCAGCCCCGUCGAGGAGUACGGCGUCGGUGAAGGGAGCAGAUCAUACGAGCAUGGUAGCAAUAUCAGUAACAGCAGAGGUGGCUACAGCAAAUCUUCUGACAACCGGCAUCUGUCUCCAUAUAGUCGCCGGAAUGCAUCAUCACUUGAACGCAGCAAGAAGUGUGAACCAGCCAUGUGGUGUAAUGUGGUGGGUCGCCUAGUUUCCCUUCUUGUUUUGGGCGGCGGCUCAGUGGAUGGCAACGUAUGGGUGGAUCGCAUUGCGUACUUCAUUGGAAAGGGCGUCAAAAGUGUUGACGAGGCGUUCGAUGAGGGGCGUAAAACUCGGGGUGCGCAUGGAAUUACCACGCAGACACUGCGGGUGAAAGCAGAUAUGCUGCGAUUGUUGCGAAUGGAACUAAGCAGCGGCGGGACGUUGAGCACCGCGGGUGGUGCGCAUCACCAACAACAACAAUCGCACAGCACCUCCCCGCAGGUUGGUGGUAUGUUCCAUACGAGGACAAGCAGUGAGCACGCCCGUGGGGUGGGUAUUUUUGGUGAACCACCAGAAGGUGGGGCCGCCGGCGGCACCGUCGCAACUGGAGUGGGAUGCAACAACGGCCCCGCGCCUGCAAACUCUCCGCUCGUUGGUGUGGUGCUACCGCGGGUUGGUCCUGGUGGAAUUACAUCGGUCGAGGUGCCGCUCAGUGCUGUAACCCAAGAGCUGGGUUUUGACGACUGUGGCACCCACGUAGCGGAGUCUGGAAGGCCGAGCAUGCUCCGAUGUUUCGCUGUCCCUAUUACAUACGAAGAUCAUCGCUUUCUUUUACACGUUGUGUGUAACCUGCCUCUACUCGCUGCACUCCCACAGUCACUGAGCAUUCCAUCAGAUGUCCUGACGCUGCGGUGUGGUCUCUCUGUAAAGCGAGUCGUAUUUCACGGUGUACUCUACGCCGCUUUCUGUGGUAAUAGCAUCGAAUUGAGUUUUUCGAGCGAACCUCAGUUCACUGCUUUGUUUGAUGUUGCCCCUCCAAGGCGCCAGGAUCAUCACGAUCGCUACUAUCAGCAGCAAAAUCAGCCGCACUCACACUUAUUACCAACCGAAUGCAACAGCGCGCGUGGUCCAGCGGCAAGCGUCAGCAACGCAUCUUCCCUUCCGCUGCCUCCGUCCACACUUGCUGCUCAUAACUCUUCCCAGCGCUACGGUAGUAAUGUGAACCAAGGUGUUUCUAACGAGGGUCACCGGACAAGAGAGAAAUUGCAAGAAAUCGUCGACGCUGCCGUAAGGAGGGCAAUUCAGUCCAUCACGUACCCCUGUGUUUUACGGGGUCACUUGAAUAAAGGGACGAUGUCAAAGGCGCAGAGUGUCGGUGGGGGUGAGACUGAGCAGUUGUUUGGGGUGCCUAACACUGGCUUAUUGACGUGGACACUGGAGAGGGCAUCUCUGCCUCUCUGUUGCUAA
This is a messenger RNA of Trypanosoma brucei brucei TREU927, 1512 nucleotides long. RefSeq lists its product as hypothetical. Bases 1 to 1512 code for a protein of 503 amino acids. The transcript has a single exon. The record is from RefSeq and is a predicted model, not a curated record. NCBI's taxonomy places the organism in Eukaryota, Euglenozoa, Kinetoplastea, Trypanosomatida, Trypanosomatidae.